UUCUAUUCGAAAUUAAAAAUGGAUGAUCUAACGAAACUUAUUGAACAUGUUGUUACCUUGCCAAAGUACCAUGGACUUCCAGGGGGGCAUUCAUAUAAAGGAAUACUGUUAAAUGCCUUUGUGACGAAAGAAUCGAUGGAUGCUAUUAACGAAAUCAGACCCCAGGCUAACGACAUUUUUAUGGCAGGAUACUGCAAAACUGGUACAACUUGGGUACAAGAAAUUACAGACCUCAUAACGCACAAGGGCAACAUUGAAGAAACGAUCAAAUCUCCUUUGAUCGAACGUAUCCCCUUCAUUGACGUCAUGACCGUAGAUCAGAUAAGAAACCUGGACAAAUUGCCCAAGCCUCGCCUGUUGAAGACUCAUCUGCCUUUGCGCAUGCUACCAGAGAAUGCCGGGAAAAUCAUAUACUGUGUCCGGAACCCGAAAGACGUUGUCGUCUCCUAUUUUUACUUUUACAAAAUGACAAAAGGUUUGGGGUUGUAUAGCGGAACAUGGGACAGUUUUCUCGAGAUGUUCAUGAACGGCGAUGUAUUAUAUGGUUACUACAUGGAACAAGUUAUAGAGUUCUAUGAAGCCAGUAAAAUUAACGACAAUAUUCUUAUCGUCGCAUUUGAAGAUGUGAAGAAAAAUCCAGUAAAGCAAAUACGCCGCUAAGCAGAAUUUGUGCGCACGCAACUUUCUAAUGCUGAAAUGGAAGAGAUCCUUAAGCAUACUACUUUUGAGGCGAUGUCCAAAAACCCAAGUACGAAUUAUGAAACAAGUCCAUUCUUUGACACCACUAGGUCUAAAUUUAUGAGGAAGGGAGCUGUUGGUGAUUGGAAAAAACCAUUUUACGGUGGCUCAAAGUGAAAUGUUUGACGUUUGGACCGAGGAACACGUAAAAUACAGUGAUAUCAAAUUUUGUUAUGAACUCUAAAGGCCCCAUACAAAGAACAAAUCCACUAAACGCAGUCUUGCGAAUUG
Messenger RNA from Owenia fusiformis, 969 nucleotides. NCBI's taxonomy places the organism in Eukaryota, Metazoa, Annelida, Polychaeta, Sabellida, Oweniidae. The record is from the annotation of a GenBank genome assembly.